Molecule: messenger RNA, 1305 nt
Organism: Zasmidium cellare ATCC 36951
Lineage: Eukaryota; Fungi; Ascomycota; Dothideomycetes; Mycosphaerellales; Mycosphaerellaceae
Exons: 1
Coding region: 1-1305 (434 amino acids)
Source: RefSeq, a predicted model, not a curated record
AUGUUCCGUCGGUUCCUACCCUUCAUCCUCGUCGGCGCGCUGAGCACCCUCUUCCUCCUCAGCGUCUUCUCCGGCCGCCAGCUCUCAUGGCGCAACAUCCCCCAACUCAUAGGUCUUGGCGAAGGGUAUGGACCGACGGUAGAGCAGAUUGCUAGUGGGGAGAACAUCCUACCGGAUCUGAGGGAGGGGAAGACUCAACCGGACGAAGAAGAAUGGAGGACUUUCAAGGAGCCGAAGAUCGAGAAUAUGUCGCCGUAUCCGCAGGGGAAGACGAAGCCGGCUGGGAGUAAUUAUACCAAGACGUUGGUCGUUCCCAGGUUAAAGAGUGAGCCUGUUGGGUGGAUUGAAAAAGAGCUUGGGGAUUUGAUCGAGAGUAAGCUGCUUAAGACGGCGGUGUAUACGGUGGAUGAUCGAAAGGCGAAGUUGCACCCGCCGAAGAAUAAGGGUCAUGAGGUGAUGGUGUAUCUGAGCUUUAUCAUCGACAACUAUGAGGAUCUGCCGGAUGUCUCUAUCUUCAUGCACGCGCAUCGUUUCGCGUGGCAUAACAAUGAGAUUAUGGAUACAGAUGCGGCGCAGAUGGUGAGGCAUUUGAGUCCUGAGAGAGUGACCAGGGAAGGCUACAUGAAUUUGAGGUGUCACUGGGAUCCUGGCUGUCCGGACCAUAUCCAUCCUGGCGAAACAACACGGAACAGCGACAAGCAAGAAGAGGUAAUCCUGGGCGACUGCUGGAGUGAGCUGUUUCCUUUCGAGCCCAUACCCACAGUCCUAGCGCAGCCAUGUUGUGCGCAAUUCGCCGUGUCUAGGGAGACGAUUCUUAGGAUCCCCAAGAUGAGGUACAUCUUCAUGCGGGACUGGAUUACCCGGACGGAAUUGAGCGACUACCUGAGCGGACGGAUCUUUGAAUACACCUGGCAAUACAUCUUCUCCGCGGCGCCGAUCCAUUGCCCCAGCAUGAGCGCGUGCUAUUGUGACGGCUACGGUUUAUGUUUCGGCACUCCUGAAAACUUCGACAGAUGGUUCGAGACACGAUUUCGUUUGAACGAGUACAAAGAGGACCUUCGAGUGUGGGAGGAGAAGGCAGAUAAGAUCGAGCAGUGGAGGAAAGACACGAAGGACGGGAAAUUCUUGGAAGAGGCGGAGUUGUUCGUGCCUGAGUACGGGAAGGAUGUGAAGUUAAGGAACAAGAUUCGAGAGUUGCAGGCUGACUUGGACAAGAGCAAGAAAGAGGCUUUCGAGAGGGGGAAGGAUCCCGAGCAGAGGGCAAAGGAGAGUGGGAGGGAGUGGAAAGAGGGCGAUGGAUUUUGA